UAAUUUUGUCUUGGCGGUUGAACCUGCGUCUGGGGUCCACUCUGUGUGAAGCCGGCCGAACACACGUAGGGAAGGACGACAAGGUCCACCACCGCACUCGCGAACACUCCUCGUGGCGGACAUCCGGACGAAAGCCGCGGGGAGAAUCGUAUCUCCCCGGUUUCUUGCAGCGGAUCCGGAGGAGCAGCAGGAGGAGAGGAACGAGUCGCAUGGGAGACAUGUGUGGGCUCGAGCGGGGCGAUGCGUGGAGGUCGUGACAGGCGGAGGAGGGCAUAGCUCGGGCGCGGAGCUUUGGCCAUGGCGGACUACCCGAGCCCAAUCCUCCUCCCACCCCUUCCUUCCGCCCCUCCUGCAGAAAACCCUAGCCUCCCGCCCAUCCGUUCACCCGCCUCGGAUCCCCCCGCGCGAGGGGCGCUCUCCACCCGGCGUGGUCGCGGUCUCGUCGCUGACUCCAAUCUCGUCGAUCAGGCCCCGGAGGCCCCUGCAUUGCCCUCGUUGUUGAAUCUCGCCGCCCGCCUGUUUGCUUCCUCUUUGGAUCUUGGGUCUCGGUUUCCGGUUAUUCUUGGGUUUCUUGAUUCUUGUUCGGAGGUUCUUGGAGAUGUCGGAGCGGCUGAAGUUUCUGUACAUUGUGGUGGUGGACGACGGCGAGACGGGAGGAGUCGGUGGCGAGAGAGGGAAGGGGAUGGCGAGCGAGGAUAACAGGAGCUUGUCGUUUCGGUAUACGCGGUCGGUGCUACAGAGCACGCUGCAGCUCAUGGGCUGCAAGGCACGUCAUGCCUUCAAGAUUAGCCGAAGGGUAUUUGAAGUGAUGAGGGAUGAGUCCUCAGUUGAUGAUUUGCCGUCUGAUGCCACAAGCUCAAAUGACUGGCGGAUUCCAUCCAAUGCAGAAUAUGAAUCUAAUGAAACUGGUGGAUUAGACCAGGCAAACAUGACUAAUGACUUGAUUCAAGAGAAUGUAGAUACGACUUGUGGAAUUCCUUUCGAAUUGUACAAAAGGCUAACAACUGUUGUUGUUUCACGGGAGCGCUUCUUGGACAUCGUCUGUGAUGCCCUUGCCCUGUACAAAUAUGUAGGUCGCAAUCAAAGAGCUGACUUGCUUCUGGCUUGCAGAAUUCGAGAAAGAAAGGAAUCUGUGACAGUUCUCUUGUGUGGCACUAGUGGCUGUGGCAAGUCUACUCUGUCAUCCUUGCUGCAGGGGGGAAGACUGGGUGUGACAACUGUCAUUUCUACUGACUCAAUACGCCAUAUGAUGAGGAGCUUCAUGGAUGAAAAACAAAACCCACUCCUGUGGGCUUCAACUUAUCAUGCUGGGGAAUGCUUAGAUCCGGUGGCAGUUGCUAAAGCAAAGGCUAAACGAAAAGAAAAGAAGCUUGCUGUUAUUUCGCACACAAAAGUCAAGGAAGAAGCAUCUGAUGGAGCUUUAAAUGAAAAAACUGGUGGCCGAUCUCAUGAACCCAUCCUUGGAACUGAGUUAAUCGGUAAAAGACAAAUGGCUAUCGAGGGCUUUAAAGCACAAAGUGAGAUGGUCAUAGACAGUCUUGAUCGUUUGAUCACUGCAUGGGAAGAUCGAAAAGAAUCUGUGGUUGUCGAGGGCGUCCACUUGAGCCUCAAUUUUGUGAUGGGGCUCAUGAAGAAGCAUCCUUCAAUAAUACCCUUCAUGAUUUACAUAACAAAUGAAGACAAACACAUGGAAAGAUUUUCUGUGCGUGCCAAAUACAUGACAUUGGACCCAGCAAAAAAUAAGUAUGUAAAAUACAUACGAAAUAUCAGAAAAAUCCAGGAGUAUCUCUGUAACAGGGCUGAUAAGCAUCUGGUUCCAAAAAUAAACAAUACAAAUGUUGACCGAAGUGUGGCAUCUAUCCAUGCCACAGUUUUUGGUUGUCUACGUAGGCGAGAGGCAGGAGAGCAGUUCUAUGACCCAGCUACAAAUACAGUUGCCGUGAUACUUGAAGAGUACAGAAACCAGCGUGCUGCAAAUUCUCUUAGCUCCAAGGGAAUGCUUCAGUUGAUCCAGAGGAAGGGUUCCUCAAGGCAUCUUAUGGCACUUCUGAACAUAGAUGGAUCUGUUGCCAAGGCUUGGCCUGUUCCGUUUGUUGAUUAUACUGGGAAGCCAUCGUCUGAAAAUUGGAACGAAAAGUGUGUGGGAAGCCCCAUGUAUGGCCCCUUACAAAUUGGGAAGGCUGAGCCAGUUAACCUUCAGUUUGGAAAUUUUGGAAUCAGUGCAUGGCCACGUGAGACAUGUGGUACAAGUCAAACAGGGAGCAUCGAUGGCUCAAGAGCUGAUGGCACUGACACUGGUAGUAGAUACGUUUCUUCAUGUUGUAGCUCUCCAAAAGCAUCAGAUGGACCUGCCAAAGAGCUUAAGGAGGAAUUUUUUGUAGCGGGUAGUGACGAAGAAGCUGAUGAUCCACAUGAUGGUGAUAGUGAUGAGGAUUUUAGUGAUAUAGACCACAAGGAGAUCCAUGAGGAGAUUGAAGGCUCGGUGGAGGAAGACUCUACCAAGUCGGAUGACGAGUUUGAUGACUUGGCCAUGCGAGAUGGCCUUGAUAAUUAUUAUUGGUCCGACGAUGAUGAGUCAACCAACUUGAAGAAAAUAGCAGACAGCAAGAUGGCAACAGAUGAUGGAGACGGUGUCAUGGCAAACAAAUACCAGCACAAUCUUGAGCUCUUUUUCAAGAUGAGUGAGCUGUUUGUCGGACCUCCUUACUCCGAUACCCUGCUUCCCCAGAGGAACUCGAGCACUAGUGACAUAAGAGUGAGGAGGCGUUCCUUGAGUGACUCCAUGUGUUUUGAAAGCCCGAUGCAAAGCAUUCCUGCGGUAGGACACCAGAGAGCACUGUAAUGGCUCAGUAAUUUUAGCAGCGACAUCGGCUCCGCUAAAGAAUUUGUACUGUCACUUUUUUCCCCUUGUAGUAAUUGCCAUGGCUCUCCUAGAAGACUGAUAUCUGUAAUAUCUUCUAUUCGGUUUUUCUAGGUUUUCUUGUGUUUUGCUUUUGCUUUGGCAGUUGUGGGUUGAAUGAUGAUGAUGAUGAUGGAGACCCUAAUAUAUGGAUUGAAUAAUGAUGAUGAUAAU
Musa acuminata subsp. malaccensis (wild Malaysian banana) is the source of this 3073-nucleotide messenger RNA. Lineage: Eukaryota; Viridiplantae; Streptophyta; Magnoliopsida; Zingiberales; Musaceae. The record is from RefSeq and is a predicted model, not a curated record.